Musa acuminata AAA Group (dessert banana) is the source of this 1599-nucleotide messenger RNA. RefSeq lists its product as uncharacterized. The transcript is spliced from 6 exons. NCBI's taxonomy places the organism in Eukaryota, Viridiplantae, Streptophyta, Magnoliopsida, Zingiberales, Musaceae. The coding region runs from base 142 to 1389 and encodes 415 amino acids. The record is from RefSeq and is a predicted model, not a curated record. Gene Ontology annotation, cellular component: membrane.
GCCGUCGUCUGACUCCUCCCUCCGUAGUAGUAGACUUUCUUUUCCCCCAAUCCCUCCCCUCUUCCGUCCUAUACGGUUUCCCAGGUCUCGCGAUUUAGGGCUUCCUUCCCUAUCGAUCUCGCAGAAGAAGCAGAACACAAGAUGUGGGCAGCCUCGUGCCUCGCCUCUUGCUGCGCCGCCUGCGCCUGCGAGGCGUGCCGGUCGGUCGUCGGAGGAAUCAGCCGCCGCUCCGCCCGCAUCGCCUACUGCGGCCUCUUUGCCCUCUCCCUCGUCGUCUCCUGGGUCCUCCGCGAGGUCGCCGCUCCCCUUAUGGAGUCCCUCCCUUGGAUUAAUCACUUCCGUAAGACGCCCGAUAGGGAGUGGUUUGAGACCGACGCUGUGCUUCGUGUCAGCCUGGGGAAUUUCUUGUUCUUUACUCUCUUGGCUGUUCUAAUGAUUGGAAUCAAGGAUCAGAAGGAUCCGCGUGACCGGCUGCACCAUGGUGGUUGGAUGGCCAAGAUUGUUUGCUGGUGCAUCGUGGUGUUUCUCAUGUUCUUUGUCCCCAAUGGAAUUGUCAGCUUUUAUGAGACAAUAUCAAAGUUCGGUUCAGGAUUAUUUCUUCUCGUUCAGGUUGUACUCUUGCUGGAUUUCGUACAUGCAUGGAAUGAAAACUGGGUUUCAAAAGAUGAGCAAUUUUGGUAUAUGGCUUUGUUAAUUGUCUCGCUGGUUUGCUACGUUGCAACAUUCUCCUUUACAGGGCUGCUGUUUCACUGGUUUACUCCAUCAGGACAUGAUUGCGGACUUAACACCUUUUUCAUCGUUCUGACAUUGAUUUUUGUUUUUGUUUUUGCUGUCGUCGCAUUGCAUCCAAAGGUAAAUGGCAGCUUGUUGCCAGCAUCAGUUAUUUCCCUUUACUGCACCUACCUCUGCUAUAGUGGUAUUUCUAGUGAACCAAGGGAUUAUGAGUGCAAUGGUCUCCACAACCAUUCAAAAGCUGUUUCAACUGGGAGUCUUACACUGGGCUUGCUUACUACUGUGCUCUCUGUUGUAUACUCAGCUGUUCGUGCCGGCUCCUCGACAACUUUGAUCUCUCCCCCAAGUUCUCCUCGUGCUGGAUCGGAGAAGCCAUUGCUCCCAUUUGACAAGCUAGAGGAACAGGAAGACAAAAAGAAGGACGAGGCAAAGCCAGUCUCCUACUCAUAUGCCUUCUUCCACCUCAUCUUCUCUCUCGCAAGCAUGUACUCAGCAAUGCUUCUGACUGGCUGGUCCACCUCGGUUGGCGGAAGUGGGAAGCUCGUCGAUGUGGGGUGGCCCUCUGUGUGGGUCAGGAUCAUCACCGGGUGGGCAACAGCAUCUCUCUUCAUCUGGUCCCUUAUUGCGCCACAUAUCUUUCCUGAGAGGGAGUUCUGAUCUCACAACAGAACUUCAUGAGACCAAUUUCUAAAACUAAUGCAUCUACUUUGCUACUGUAUACACAUGCAUUACAUAUAUUGUCAGACAAUAUGCUGCAUGGAAAACUCUAAGAGCAUUUGUGAGGUUUGAGAUGUACAUAUGCUUAUUAUAAUUAAGCGGUUUAUGUAGCCUGAAGGAUUCAUGGAAAGAAGUUGUCUGCUAUCUGUA